AAGAAAAUAUUGCUGAAGAAUCAAAGUUAAUUUAGAUAGGGACGGCGUCGUUUAAUUUCCCGCCCAAGUGCUGUAAGAAGUAAGAACUCAUUCGCCACCACUGAACACUAGGCAGUGGCUCCACCAUCCACCACCCCUAUAAACCCCUAAAUCCCAUUCCACUCCGCCGUCUUUCCGACGGCGAAAAAUGUCUUUAUCCAUAGUGGAGCGAUCACUCUUCAAUGACAAAGACGGCGGCGCCACCAUCGUCAAACACCGGUUCCUAGGGUUCCUAAUCUGGCAAGCACUUCAAUCCACCGCCGUCUUCUUCCUUUCCAAAACUCUACUCCUUUCUCUCUUCACUCCAACCCCUUUCAAACCCUCAUUCCUCAGUCUCUUCGCUUUCAUAGUUUUCCACUUCUCUCUUCUCUUCUUUUCCACUUCCCUUUUCAUUAUCUCCUCUCCUCGGCCUCAUCGCGCUGCUUCUCCUUUGGAGCUUCUGCUCGGCUCAGUUAAGCUGAUAUUGGUUCCCAUUUCUAGUUCCCAGCCGCUACUCUCCUCCGAUUUCCGGCUCCGCGCCAGGGUUUCCCUUAGCUACGUGCUAUUCGUGGCGGUGUCUGCCGUAUCGGCUUCUUUGUCUAUGAUUAGUUUGUGCUGGAGCUGUGGUGCUUUCGAUCAAGUGAAGACUAGGCGGCUGGUUAUUGGAAAGUUAGGGUUUUGGGGUUUGCAGCUUGGAAUGUUCUACGCGGUCCACUAUGUGUAUAAGAAACGCUGGGUUUUGCAGUUCCCGAUUAUCCAGCGUCCUCCCUUUUUCAGCUUUAAGAUGGGGCUACCUUUAGCUGUUGGAAAGGCUCUAAAGCUUUCAGCUGUUGGUUAUGUCUUUUCAGCUCUCCUUGCGGUUUUUCUACCUUACGAGUUUAAGGGUCAACUUCCUGUAGGAAACUUUAUUACUGAGCAGAUUAUCUUUUACAUCGGAAGUUUUGUGGUGAUUCUCUGCUGGGAAUUAUCUCAUCAUUUACACCAAGUGUUGCAUACAAAGCGGUCUGUCUUUGCCCCUCCAAAAGGUUCUGCAGCUGCUGAGACAAAUCCAAGUGAACCGCUUCUUGCCUCAUUGGAGGAGAGCACACCAAAAUCUCUUCUGCAGUAUCUUGCAUACCUUGAUCUUUGCAUGGUAUGCGAGAGUAAUGUUGACCCUUGGCGCCGAGCUGCCUUCUUUGAGGAAAGUGGUGAGACAUACAAAAGAGUAAUUUCUGUAUGCUUGACCCCAGUUGAACAGUUCACGAGAAACAUAAGUGAAGUUUUGGAGAGCUCUCCAGUUGAUAACUCCUUGCAACUGUCUCGUCAGUUGCGUUCGCCAAAUGAACAGCUUGCUGAUUCAAAGAUUUAUGAAUCAUUUGAUGACUUUCAGCUACUAGCCUGGUGUGCUCGCAUUGUGGCAUCACUGACCGUGCAUUCACACAAGGAGGAUAGGUUUGGUGUUGCUCAACUUUCUGGGAGCAAUGCGGCUGUUCUCUCAACUUUGUUGUCCAGUUUAUUGGUUGUUGAAACUCUAAUGGGCAAGAAAACCAACUUACCGUCAUCGAAUUCUGUAAUGGAUCCUGCUGGUAUUAAGUGGGCUACAUUAAACUCAGGAAGGAGAGAUUCAGCUGCAGGUGUUGCAGGAAAAAGAAAAGGAGCCCCUUUUUAUGCAAAAGCUUAUUCGAUGGCUGAUAUCCUGAGGACUUCCAUCUACUGUAUUGUCUCUGCUUUCUACGAUGAGAUGUCGCAUGGUGCCAAGGCAGGGCUGCUUGAGAAGGAUUGGAUAAUCAGUAGUAAACCGCUGUAUGGAACUCGUGAGCUCCUUUCACAGAAAUUGAGGCUGUUCCUGGACUACCAAGCUACCUAGGGUGGAUUGCACUUCAUGAAGGCUGAUUUUGAAGAGGUUGCACUUGUGUUUUGAGUGGGGAUGUUUACUCAAAGGUCGAUGCCUCAGUCCUGGGAUGAGAAAUGGCGUGAAAAAGAAAAGAUAAUAUAUUCAUACCAGGUCCAUCUGGUGGUUGUUGUCUGUCAUCAGCAUAGGUUCAGAUCUUGGCGAUUCUCGUCUUUUCUUUUUUAGAUGGAUAAAUAUGGGGUGAUGGGUGUCAUUUUUGUGCAUUAUUGAGGUACGUUUUUUAGUUUGAAUUUCUUCCCUAUGGAAUCGCAUAUACAUCUGCAAUUUGCUCUUGUGCAUUUCUUUGGGAGCAGUAUAUGCAUUAAACAAUCUGUAAGCAUUUAAGAGGAAAAAAAAACAAUUUUGAGGAGAUCUGCAUCUAAUGCAAAGGCAGUUGGAAUUGAGGAGA
Messenger RNA from Nicotiana attenuata, 2297 nucleotides. RefSeq lists its product as uncharacterized. Lineage: Eukaryota; Viridiplantae; Streptophyta; Magnoliopsida; Solanales; Solanaceae. Gene Ontology annotation, biological process: nuclear pore organization. Gene Ontology annotation, cellular component: nuclear pore transmembrane ring. The transcript is spliced from 4 exons. The record is from RefSeq and is a predicted model, not a curated record. Gene Ontology annotation, molecular function: protein-macromolecule adaptor activity. Bases 188 to 1864 code for a protein of 558 amino acids.